Molecule: messenger RNA, 4800 nt
Organism: Caenorhabditis remanei
Lineage: Eukaryota; Metazoa; Nematoda; Chromadorea; Rhabditida; Rhabditidae
Exons: 6
Coding region: 1-4800 (1599 amino acids)
Biological process (GO): lipid transport
Molecular function (GO): lipid carrier activity
Source: RefSeq, a predicted model, not a curated record
AUGAAGUCGAUCAUCAUUGCCUCUCUUGUCGCCUUGGCGAUUGCCGCUUCCCCGGCUUUCGACCGCACCUUCUCUCCAAAGAGCGAGUACGUCUACAAAUUCGAUGGACUCAUCCUCUCUGGACUCCCAACUACCUCUUCUGAUGCCUCCCAAACCCGUAUUUCAUGCCGUACUCGUAUUCAAGCCAUUGAUGACCGUUACAUUCACCUUCAAUUGACCGAUGUCACCUACUCUGCUGCCCAUCUCCCACAAACCGAGCAAUGGCCAAAGAUGGAGUCUUUGGAACACCUCGAGCUUUCUGAUGAGCUCAAGGAGCUUAUCGAACUUCCAUUCCGUGUUCAAAUGAGAAAUGGCCUCAUUUCUGAGAUCCAAUUCUCGACCGAAGACGCCGAGUGGUCCAAGAACGGAAAGAGAUCCAUCGUCAACCUUCUCUCACUCCACAGAUCUGCUCCAGUUGACGAGUUGAACCAAGAGGAGAAGGACAUGGAAACCGAGAAGGAUUCCCGUUUCUUCAAUGUUCACGAGAAGACAAUGGAAGGAGAUUGUGAAGUCGCUUACACCAUCGUUCAAGAAGGAGAGAAGACCAUCUACACCAAGUCUGUCAACUUCGACAAGUGCAUCACUCGCCCAGAAACCGCUUACGGACUUCGUUCCGGAUCUGAGUGCAAGGAAUGCGAGAAGGAGGGACAAUUUGUCAGACCACAAACCGUCUACACCUACACCUUCAAGAACGAACAACUUGAGCAGUCCGAGGCUCAUUCCGUCUACACCUUGAACGUUAAUGGACAAGAAGUUAUCAAGUCUGAGACUCGUUCAAAGAUGGUCUUUGUUGAGGAGAAGAAAUGGAACAAGGAGAUCAAGAAGGCCACUGGACCAAAGGAAGACAUUGUUUACUCUGGCAAAAACGAGAUGCUCAUCGAGCAAUUCUACCAACAAGGAGACAAGGUUGAGGUUAACCCAUUCAAGGUUAUCACUACCGAGCAAAAGAUGGAGCAACUCCAAGAGAUUUUCCGUCAAGUUCAAGAGCACGAGCAAAACACUCCAGAAACCGUUCACCUCAUCGCCCGCGCUGUCCGCGUUUUCCGUAUGUGCACCAUUGAUGAGCUCAAGAAGGUUCACUCCGCCAUCUACACCAAGUCUGAGGAAAAAAUCCAAUCUCUCAUUGAGAACAGUUUGGCUAUUGCUGGAACCAAGAACACCAUCCAACAUUUGAUCCACCACAUCCAGAAGAAGACCAUCUCCCCAUUGAGAGCUGCUGAACUCCUCAAGUCAAUCCAAGAAACCCUCUUCUCCAGUGAGCACAUCGCCGAUCUUCUCAUCGAACUCGCCCAGUCUCCACUUGCUGAGGGAUACGAGCCACUUCGUCAAUCUGCUUGGCUUGCCGCCGGAUCCGUUGUCCGCGGAUUCGCUUCCAAGACUCAAGAUCUUCCAUUGGCUCGUCCAGCUACCCGUCAACUCAAGGAGAAGUACGUCCGCGUCUUCAUGCAACACUUCCGCAGUGCUGAAUCCACUUACGAGAAGGUUCUUGCUCUCAAGACUCUUGGAAACGCUGGAAUCGACAUGUCCGUCAACGAGCUCGUCCAACUCAUCCAAGACCCACGUCAACCACUUGCUAUCCGCACAGAAGCCGUCGAAGCCCUCCGUCUUCUCAAGGAUGUUAUGCCACGCAAGAUCCAGAAAGUUCUCCUUCCAGUCUACAAGAACCGUCAAAACAAGCCACAACUCCGUAUGGCUGCCCUCUGGAGACUGAUGGAAACUCUCCCAGAGGAACCAGUUCUUGCUCACAUCGUUUCUCAAAUGGAGAAGGAAUCCAACCAACACGUUGCUUCUUUCACCUACAACGUCAUCCGUCAAUUCGCUAGAUCCACCAACCCAUGCACUCAACCAUUGACUGUCCGUUGCUCCAAGAUUCUUCUCUUCACCCGUUACCAACCACAAGAACAAAUUCUCUCCACCUACGCCCAGCUCCCAAUCUUCCAAUCUGAGAUGCUCUCCGGAGUUCAAUUCGACUUUGCUACCAUUUUCGUGAAGAACUCUUUCUUGCCGAAAGAAAUUUAUGCUUCAUUCGAGUCUGUUCUUGGAGGAAACUGGAACAAAUACUUUGCUCAAGUUGGAUUCUCCCAACAAAACUUCGAACAAAUCAUCCUCAAGGCCCUCGAGAGACUUUCCCUCUACGGAAAACAAUCCGAUGAACUCCGUUCCCGUCGUGUUCAAUCCGGAAUCCAGAUGCUCCAGGAGAUCGUCAAGAAGAUGAACAUCCGCCCACGUGUCCAACGUACCGAUGAACAAUCUGCUCACGCUGUCUUCUAUCUCCGCUACAAGGAUAUGGACUUUGUUGUUCUUCCACUUGACAUGGAGACCAUUGACAACCUUCUCGAGAAGUACGUCAGAAACGGAGAAUUCGAUAUCAAGUCUGUUCUUACCCUUUUGAACAAUGACUCCAAAUUUGAACUCCACCGUGCUCUUUUCUUCUACGAAGCCGAACGCAGAAUUCCAACCACCAUUGGAGUCCCACUUACCAUCUCCGGAAAGAUGCCAACUGUUGUUUCCCUCACCGGAAAGGCCUCAGUUGAAAUGCAAAGACUUGGAGUCCGUCUGACCUUCGACGUUGUUCCAUCUGUCGCCUCUACCCACAUCACUGAGAUGCGCUUCUGGACCCCAAUUUUCGAAAUUGGAGCCAAAUCUCUUCAAUCCGCCCGUGUUCACACUCCAUUGAGACUUGAGUUGAAUGCUGAGCUCAAGAAGAACACCUUCGAGAUCACCCACAAGUUCGUUGUCCCAGAAAACAAGAAGACCACUGUUGCCGUUCACACUCGCCCAGUCGCUUUCAUUCGUGUGCAAAAAAAUCAAGAAACUGAGUACACUGAAGCCGAGGAGAAGACUAUUUCUCACCCACAAUACCAAUUGGCUUCCGAAGAGAUUAACCGUGAAUACGAAGUUCUCGGACUCAAGAUCAACGCCCAAGGAAAUGUCCUCUCUCAAUGGUCCCUUCCAAAGGUUCUUAUGACUGAGCAAGACUUCGAAUACACUCUUGAGAACAAGAACCGCCCAGCUGAGUUUGUUGCCCGUUUCACUAUCGGAAACUUUGAGAAGACUGAUCUUUCUGAGAUCAAAUUCGACAAGAUCUUCGAAAAGGAAUUUGAUAUGGAGAACAAUGAAUCUGAGAACCGUCGUCAAUAUUUCAACAAGAUGAUCCGUGAGAUCCAAUCUGAACAAGGAUACAAGAACCUCAUCUCCAUGAAAUUCGAGGCCCCACAACAAAUGUACUGGAACCACGAACUCCGCACUGUCUGCGACCAAUACGUCCGCAUGUGCAAGAUUGAGAUGGACUGCCGUCGUUCCCCAGUUGCCGAGGAGACCAAGGAAUGGACUCUUCACACCGAACUUCUUGCUGUCCGCCCACAAAUGCCAUCUUCCCUCCGUCAACUCCGUGAGCAACCACACCGUGAGGUUCAACUUGCUCUCAACGCCAAAUGGGGAUCAUCCAAGAAGAGCGAGAUCACUGUCAAUGCUCAACUUGAACAAUCCAAGGAACAGAAGAAAUACGUCCGCAACAUGGAACGCGAGUUCAACGGAAUCCCAGAAUACGAACUUUUGAUCAAGGCUGCUCGUCUCAACCAAAUCAAUGUUGUCUCCGAGUACAAGCUCACCCAAGAAGCUGAACACACCUUCUCCCGUCUCUUCGACCUCAUCAAGGCUUACAAUUUCUGGACUGUUUCCGAGAAGCGUGUCGAGAAUGAGGAACGUCGUGCUGUUCUUCAACUCACCGUUGAGCCACUUUCCCGCCAAUACAUCAACAUGACCAUCCAAACUCCACAACAACAAGUCGAACUCAAGAAUGUCCGUAUCCCACGUGUCUUCCUUCCAACCAUCGCUCGCCGUGCCAUGUACCAACAAGUCUGGGAAAAGACCGGAGCUUCCUGCAAGGUUGAUCGAUCCGAGAUUUCCACCUUUGACAACGUCAUCUACCGUGCCCCACUCACCACCUGCUUCUCCCUUGUUGCGAAGGACUGCUCUGAGCAACCAACUUUCGCUGUUCUCUCCAAGAAGAUGAACAAGAACUCUGAUGAACUCAUCGUCAAGGUUGUCCGUCGUGAGGAAGAACUUGUUAUCAAAAAGACUAAUGAGGAAUUCGUCGUCAAGGUGGACGGAAAGAAGAUUCAACAAUCAGAAUUCGAGCAAUACGAAAUCGAAGUUCUCGGAGACAACCUGAUUGUCAUCCGUCUUCCACAAGGAGAAGUCCGUUUCGACGGAUACACCAUCAAGACCAACGUUCCAUCUGUUUCUUCCAAGAGCCAACUCUGCGGACUCUGCGGAAACAAUGACGGAGAGAACGACAACGAAUUCAUGACCGCUGACAACUACGAGACUGAAGACGUUGAGGAAUUCCACCGCUCCUACCUUCUCAAAGACGAGGAGUGCGAAGUUGAGAAUGACCGUCUUUCCGAGAAGAUGAACUACAGAAACAAGUGGAACAGAGAAGAGAAGAGACAAGAUUCUCAAUACGAGAUCAACGAAGAUAACGAGGAAUCCGAGAACAAAUCUGUUGAGAAGACCCUCAUCAAGGAAUUCUCCAACCGCGUCUGCUUCUCCCUUGAGCCAGUCACCGAGUGCCGUCGUGGAUUCGAAUCCGAGAAGACUACCUCCAAGAAACUCCGCUUCACCUGCAUGCCACGCCACAGCAAGAACGCCCGUCGUUUCAUGAAGGAGGCCCGUGACCAGACCAUCCUCGACUUGGCUGACUUCCCAGUAUCCUACGUUGAGGCUGUCAAGAUCCCAACUGCCUGCGUCGCCUAUUAG